CUUAAUUUGUUUUCUCUUCGUUAGCUUAAUUUGAUUGCUUUCUGUUUGGAAAAUUUCUUCCCAGAAGCCUUCUGUUUGAUCUUUGGCCAUUUGGAGGGCUCCGUUGAAAUUUAUUCGCUUCUUUAUAUAUGGAAUUUCGACUUCUCAAUUUCCUUCGUAGAAGCCUUCUGUUUGAUUGAUCUGUUCUCUGUUUAAUCGAUCGAUGGCUUCAAUUUACACUUGUGGGGAAUGCGAUGCCGACUUGAAUCUAACCAUCAACCAGCUCUUUCCUGCCGAUUUUUAUUUUGAGGCCGGCAACAAGGGCACUCUCUCUUUUGCUGGGAUCGAUGAGAGCAAAUUCAGAUUUGAGAAAGAAGACAAGUUGAUUCCUUUCUUUGCGACUGUGAAUUACUGGGGAAUUCAGAGGAACAGAACCAAGAUCAAGUGCAAAAGCUGUGGUCAUCCUGUUGGGUAUAUUUACGAUGAUGGUCCUCCCCUCACCAACAGUCCUGGCCAGAUGCAUAUGGGCCCAAGUCAGGCUAUCCCUAGGGCGCCAAGGUACAGGUUUAAGAUCAAAGCUCUCAAGAGUGAAUCAGAAACCUAGAGUUUCGCAUUGGCUUUAUUGUGAUUCAGGAAGUUUUCCUGUUUGUGAUGAUUACUGGUAGAAAACCCAUUACUCUUUCUGGGUCUGGGAAGAUAUUGUGACUUUUGUACUUUGCAAGGGUUAAUUCAUCAAUGGCUUUUCCAUUUACCUCUUUAAUUCUCCCCUUAAUGUAUAUAUAUUGGUAUUAAACUAUUGAUAUAAAUUACUUUCCUUAUUCAGUUGA
Messenger RNA from Macadamia integrifolia, 806 nucleotides. RefSeq lists its product as uncharacterized. Bases 203 to 583 code for a protein of 126 amino acids. The record is from RefSeq and is a predicted model, not a curated record. The transcript has a single exon. Lineage: Eukaryota; Viridiplantae; Streptophyta; Magnoliopsida; Proteales; Proteaceae.